Messenger RNA from Elgaria multicarinata webbii, 3706 nucleotides. It is a transcript of the gene GLI1, whose product is annotated as GLI family zinc finger 1. Gene Ontology annotation, cellular component: nucleus. Gene Ontology annotation, biological process: smoothened signaling pathway; regulation of transcription by RNA polymerase II. The record is from RefSeq and is a predicted model, not a curated record. Gene Ontology annotation, molecular function: RNA polymerase II cis-regulatory region sequence-specific DNA binding; DNA-binding transcription factor activity, RNA polymerase II-specific. The transcript has 11 exons. NCBI's taxonomy places the organism in Eukaryota, Metazoa, Chordata, Lepidosauria, Squamata, Anguidae. Bases 1 to 3702 code for a protein of 1233 amino acids.
AUGUUCAACCCAAUGAACCCUCCAGUUAACAACUAUGUGGAUCACUGUUACCUUCGGCCUCUCCAUGGGCAGGGGCAACCCAGCACCAUGGUGGAAGGAAUCAAUGACUUGCCUUAUUACCACCAAGCCAACUCAAUGGGGAAUCACCACACCUAUGGGAUGGUGCCUGGAGGGGAACAUCCUUCUCAUACUGAGGGAACUCGCUUUUCUACACCACGGAGCACAGCCAAACUGACAAAGAAGAGGGCCCUCUCCAUCUCCCCGCUCUCAGACGCCAGCAUUGACCUGCAGACUGUUAUCCGCACCUCUCCCAAUUCGUUGGUGGCUUACAUCAACUCUCGCUGCGCCUCAGCUGGGGGCUCCUACGGGCACCUCUCCAUCGGAACCGUCAGCCCUUCCCUUGGGUUCCAGAGCCCCAUGGGCCACCAGAAAGCUCAGGGGAUGUCAUUUGGCCACAACCCUCCAAUGGUCCCCUGUGGGUCUCACGAGCACAUGCCCAGUCGGCCAGGGUUGAUGCAUCACCAUAUGCCGCCACCCCGUGGGAUGCUGAAGCACUGCCAGCUGAAGUCAGAGCCCAGCCUGGGCAGCCCUCUGGAUGCCCUCAGCACCAAGUGCCUGGAGGAGUGCUCGGAGGGUGACAUCUCCAGCCCGGCCUCUACGGGGACGCAGGACCCCUUACUAGGCAUGCUUGAUCCCCGGGACGAACUGGAGAAAGAAGACGGGAAGGUGGAGGCCGAGGCAGUGUAUGAGACCAAUUGCCACUGGGAAGGGUGUUCCAAAGAGUUUGAUACCCAGGAGCAGCUGGUGCAUCACAUUAACAACGAACAUAUCCAUGGGGAGAAGAAGGAAUUCGUGUGCCAUUGGCGCGACUGCUCCCGGGAGCAGCGACCCUUCAAAGCUCAGUACAUGUUGGUCGUCCACAUGAGGCGUCACACAGGGGAAAAGCCUCACAAGUGCACAUUUGAAGGCUGCAAUAAGGCCUACUCACGGCUGGAGAACCUCAAGACCCACUUGCGCUCCCACACGGGGGAGAAGCCCUACGUCUGCGAACACGAGGGCUGCAAUAAGGCCUUCUCCAAUGCCUCAGAUCGGGCCAAGCACCAGAACCGGACACAUUCCAAUGAGAAACCCUACGUCUGUAAGAUCCCAGGCUGCACCAAGCGCUACACAGACCCCAGUUCGCUGCGCAAGCAUGUCAAGACGGUGCACGGGCCGGAUGCCCACGUGACCAAGAAGCACCGUGGAGACACGGUGCCCACCAGCCGGACGCUGGCCCUCCACGGGGACAUGAAGCAAGAGAGAGACAGCGAGGGCAGGAAGGAAGAGGGCAAGCUCAUGGUGCCCGACUCGAACUUGAAAUCACAGCCCAGCCCGGGGGGUCAGUCAUCCUGCAGCAGCGAACGCUCCCCGUUGGGCAGCGCCAACAACAACGACAGCGGAGUGGAGAUGAACGCAAACGCGGGCGGCAGUUUGGAGGACUUGUCGGCACUGGAGGAACCACCAGAGCCUGUGGGCCACUCCGGGAUGUCCGCGCUGCACAAGUUGGAGAACCUGCGCAUUGACAAGUUCAGGCAGCUACGCAAACCCCUGUCGGUGAAGGGGGUCAAGCUGCCCUCCAUCCCCGGACCAGGCUCAAGAGAAAUGCCUGGAUUGUGUGGGCCGCCUUCCGCCGUUUCUCACCGGCGCAUCGUGGAGCUGUCGUCCAGUGACUUGCCCUCCCUCCCCCUGCCAGGGGAACGCCGCGGCAGUACCACCAGCACAGUCAGUUCGGCCUACACAGUCAGCCGCCGCUCCUCCAUGGUGUCACCAUAUCUGCCAGCAGUGGGAGCCCCUAAUGGGCUCGGCCCGCCUGACGUGUACGACCCCAUUUCCCCUGAUGCCUCGAGGCGCUCCAGUGAGGCCAGCCACUGUGGGGGUCUUCCGGGUCUGGGUAACCUCACCCCGGCGCAGCAAUACCGUCUCAAGGCCAAGUAUGCCGCUGCAACGGGUGGGCCACCUCCGACCCCUCUACCCAACAUGGAGAGGGCUGCUCAGUCUAACCUCCUGAGGGAUUACCCAGGCGCAGGCCUGCCUCCUUUCAUGCGGAGGCACAGUGCCAAUGAGUACCACAGUUACAACCCCAGCAUCCUCCACCCUCACGUGGCACUGAGCCACAGCACCCGGCGAGCCAGUGAUCCCUCCCAGGCAGGGGGCGAGGCCCAUCCUACUCCCAGAGUGCAACGGUUCAAAAGCCUCAGCAACAUGAGCCCGGCAGGGAUGGGCAGAGCCGGUGGCCAAGGAAUGGGAGGCUCUGACGCCAACCUGCAGCGCCACCUCUUCUCGCCACGGCCGCCGAGCAUCAGCGAGAAUGUCUUUUUGGAAGCUGCGGCCAUGGAGGGCGCCGGCCCAGCUGGCGAGCAGGAGCUGCUGGAGAUGGAACCGUACCUCGGCUACCAGGAGCAGAACUACCCAUGCCAAACAGCGGGCAUGGAGCUACAGGGCAACGUGGCCCAUCGAGGCAUGCUCAGGGCGAUGGGUGACUUGCCAAUGAGUCCGGCAAGCCACGAGCCGCUGGAGGGCGGCUUUGAGCAGCCCAAUUACAUCCCGUCCCAAUGCCAGAUGAGUGUGGCCUUCCACGCAGCACGGCAGUGGGACGGUGACAGCUCGGGGGUGAAUCCUGCACCGCCCGCUGGCCUGGGGCAGUGCCACUCUGCCCAGUACCCAGGCCCUGACGCCAAGCACCUGGAAGCGGAGCCUGGCAGUACAGGCCAACAGGGGACAUUCCAGUUUAGCCAGCCCCACAUCAAAGCCGAGCAGCAGUUCCAAGCCGCUGCCCCCGCUCUCGCCUCCUGCCAAGGCAUGAAGCAGCUGCCAUACAGCCAGGCCCAACCUGUCUGUGGAGGGGGUGGGUACCAGCGGGAAAACCAACAGGGCCCUUGCUUUGGUAUGGGGCAGCCCACCGCCAGGCGAUCCCAGACCCCAAUGCUGCAGGUCAAGGAGAUGAUGGUGCGCAGCUACGUGCAGUCACAGCAAGCGCUGAUGUGGGGGGAGCAGCCAGGCGGCAACGCCCUCGAUGGCAUGGAGAGUGGGCAGUGCCAGCAGCAUCCGCCUUACCCUGGCCCCAAGUACCCCAGCUAUCCAGCCAGACCCCCACAAGCGAUGGAGAGCAAGGCACUUUCGAGCCCCGGCGGCCAGUGCUACAACCCAGGGAUGGUCCCCCAUCCGCCUGGUGGACCCAAGCCACUGAGUCGACAAAGCAGCUUGAGCUACCAAGCUAGCCCCUCGUACGAGCCCCCCAACGACGGCGGCCCCCACCAGAUGAUGCGCUUACCCCCACUCCAUAGACCUGAGGAAGCCAGUUUUCCCAGCCCCCUGCACAUGCAGCUCGGCAAAACCGCCGGGCACAAGUUGAUGGAUGCCCACCAAAGGCACCAUCAGCCGCCCAGCUGCGUGGCUGAGGAUCCAGGCGGGCCCUACGCUCCUGGGCUGGAUGUCCUCAAAGUGGAUUCUUUCUCUUACCUGCCAGAAGAGCAAGUGUCCAACAGCCUGGACACUUUGGACCUCGAGAACACCCACUUGGACUUCACGGCCAUCCUGGACGAUGCAGAGGUCCUCAGCCCCACCUCCCCACCCGGCGGCCCGGCCAACAUGGCUGUGGGGGAUAUGAGCUCCAUGCUGAACUCUCUGGCAGGGGAGAACCAGUUCCUUAACACCCUUUCCUAGUACG